UCUGUAGAUAUGCGUCACCCCUUUAAGUCAGUUCAAGCUUCACUGAUGCCUUGAAAGGAUUGAUCUACUAGGGUUGUUUCCGUGUACGAGAGUCACAACAAACGUUCGACAUGGAACAAAACAUGCAUCAACUCGCCCAGCUCAAUGGUAGAUGGAAACAAGAUCACUCUCAGAACGAAAAUUACGACGACUUUCUUCGUGAGCAAGGUGUUCCGUGGUUUGCCCGUAAGAUAGUAACAUUAUUCAAAAUGAGCCCAGUGGAAGAGUACAUCGUCACCGGAAACCAAAUCACCUACCGACAGUAUCAAAACCAGUACGGCCGUGUAACGUUUGAGAUGACUUUAACUGUUGGACAACCGCCAGUCCACAUCGCGACAGGUUUCACGCACUUUCAGGCCCAGAUGUCUUGGGAUGAGUAUGGUCGAUUGGUGACCCGGACCUUGAGAGCAACUGGCGAAUCCGUCGGAACAGGUCGGAUUGACAACAAAGGGGAUCUGGAGUUGACGACCCUUCUUCCAUCGGGAAAAACUUGCCGACGAGUUUUGAAAAGGGUGUAGUGAUGGUGUACUACCACUAGGAGGCGCGACAACAACUAAGCUGUCCAUGAACUGUUCUGAUUUCGAUACUGAUUUGUUGCUUCGAUUUAUGAAACGAAGCUUUUAUAAAUUCUCAUAAAACUUCUUCUCUUCUAUCGACUCUUCUACAGUCCACUAAGAAUUGUUUAUGAUAAUAAUGAUAAUAAUAACUUUCUUGCAAAAAGGCAAAUUGCAUGUAUACAGGAAAUAAAAAUGAUCAGUACUGUAAUUAACGUAACUAAUAUUACUUAUAAGUUCCAGGCGAGUGUUACUAUCGAUACACUAUUCAUUGAUUGAAUUUGAGGGAAAGUGUUUAUUUGAAAUGACGGACCAAUGCACUAACAUUUUAACUUAGCAUUGUGAAUAUAGGACCGUUCAGAAACUGAACAUAUAUGUGUUAGAAAUAUAUCAUAUUGAUAAAAAUUCUUACAAACUCUGUGUAAGUUCUUUUUCCACAGUACAUCUACUCUCGGCGGUUAAGCUAAUUUUCGAAUUUUUUUGGGAUUUAAUUCAAGUUGUCAUAUGUU
Branchiostoma floridae (Florida lancelet) is the source of this 1102-nucleotide messenger RNA. RefSeq lists its product as uncharacterized. The transcript has 4 exons. The coding region runs from base 111 to 557 and encodes 148 amino acids. NCBI's taxonomy places the organism in Eukaryota, Metazoa, Chordata, Leptocardii, Amphioxiformes, Branchiostomatidae. The record is from RefSeq and is a predicted model, not a curated record.